UUUUGGGUGUGGUAAGUAUUGAGCAUUGAUUUUUAUGAUAAAAUAUUAAUAUUGAAAUUCCUGUUUUUUGCUCAGUAAUGCACGUAUAUUAGACUUUCCUAUUGUAUAUGUUAGUAAUGGAUUCACAAAUCUCACUGAAUUUGGUCGUAUUGAAGUAAUGCAAAAACCUGGUCUUUGUCCAUUUCUUCAUGGACCGCAAACAGAUAAAUCAAUUAUAACGACACUAGAAAAUGCAUUUAAAGAACAAAAAUCCGAACAUGUUGAAGUAAUUUUGUACAAAAAGAAUUUGACUCCAUUAUGCAUUUUGGUCGAAAUAAUUCCAAUUCGUAAUGAUGAAGAUUUGGUAGUGUUAUUUCUUAUUACGUUCAGAGAUUUAACAGCUUUUCGUCAACCAUUGAAAGAAGAAUCUGCUCAAACAUCAGCAUUAGGAGCAUUUGCAGCUGCAAGUGACGCCGGAAGUAGUUGGGGAAAAUUUGCACGUCUUGUAUUUGCUAUGGUAAGACAGAAAGCUGAAGACUCAAUUACAGGUAAUCCAGAACAAAUAGAUUCUCCACAAUUAAAUGUUGAGAAUGAAACAAUUCAAUGUAUUCAAUCAAAAUCUAUCGAGAAGCAACAACAUCAACAAUCCUCUGGAUCUGAUAAAAAUAUAAACAACGCAAAUGAGUCCACCAAUAAUAAUAAUAAUAAUAACAAUAAUAAUAGUAAUGCAAACGAUGAAAUUGAACUGAUUAUUCCAUUAACACAAAGGAAUCAACGUAAAUCAACAAAAUCUUGUCAUCAUUUUUCAACAUCAGAUAAUAUUGAUAAUUUACCAUCAAAUAUAAUUAGUAGUAGUUAUGUGAAAUCAUUAAAUAAAUUAGAAUCUGGUGAAUUAAAUUUAUAUAAUUUAGAAAUUAAAUCAAAAAAGCAUAAGUAUAAUAUAUUUAAGAAAAAAGUAAAUAAAAAAUCAAACAAUACCAUGUUGAAUUCAAAGAAGCUUGGAAAUAUCAAAAGUACAAACAUAAAUGGGGAUGUAGAUGAUCUUUUUAGUAAUCAAUGGUCAACCCCUGAAUCAGUUCCACGUUAUCGUCCAGAACCACCAUGUCCACCUAAACAUGUCCUUUUACAUUAUUCAGUAUUUCGCAUUGUAUGGGAUUGGACAAUCUUACUGCUUACUGGUUACACAGCUAUCAUUGUACCAUUAAGAGUUGCAGUUAUUCCUCGACCAGCAUGGAUUCCUUCUUCUGAAUCUUUAACUGUACGGACAAAUAAUCAAAAAGAAUGGAUUCAUCCAACAACUUUAGAGCUGUUAACUAUAAUGGAUGCGAUCAUUGAUAUUAUUUUCGGUGUAGAUAUUGUAUUGAAUUUUCAUACAUCUUUUGUUGGAGCCGGUGGUGAGGUGGUUGCUGAUCCUCCAGUUAUUCGAAUGAAUUAUUUGAGCGGUUGGUUUACAUUAGACUUAUUGGCUUGUCUUCCAUAUGAAAUAUUAAAAUAUUGUUGGCCUGUAGAUAACACUGAAGUUUAUUAUCUAAUGGAUGCAUUACGUAUUAUUCGGUUAUUACGUAUAGGACGUGCAGCUAGACGAAUUGAUCAAUACUUAGAAUAUGUAUCCACUUUAUUAUUAUUAAUGAUUUUAUGCUUUUUUCUAUUAGCACAUUGGUUUGCUUGUGCAUGGUAUGCUGUUGGUAUAUUUGAUAUAGAAAAUAAAAUUUAUUAUGGUUGGAUACCAAGAAUUUAUAAUGAUUCAUUAAAACCACAAAAUUGGGAAGAAUUUACAUUAUAUGAUAAUAGUUUAACAGUAUCAAUGAUAAAUUUAAAUAAAACACAAUUAUUAAGUCAACAUAUUACAAAUGUACAUAAUUCAUUAAUGAAUUUUGCAUUAAUUAAUUCUAAUUCACAAUCAAUACCAUCUACACAUAGAACAUCAUCAACAACAUCACCAUCAUUAUCAUCAACAUCAUCAUCAUCAUCAAUGAAAUCGGAAAAUCCAUUUUAUCAAUCAAUCAAUAUUACUAAUUGUUCAAUUAAUAAAAUCUGUGUAAAUAAAACAUUACAAAAUGAUACAAUUGUAACUAUAAAUUUAGAUCAAUCAGAAUAUAAACAAAAUAAUAUUUAUCAACAUAUAUCAUCAUUAAAUUUACCAUUACAAAAUUCUAGAGAAAAAUGGACUGCUUAUAUAACAGCAUUAUAUUUUAGUUUAUCAUUACUUACUACAAUUGGAUUUGGGAAUGUAGCAGCUUUUACAGAAAGUGAAAAAUUAUUAUCAAUUUGUUGUAUGCUUAUAGGUGCUUUGGUUUAUGCUACUAUAUUUGGAAAUGUAACAACUAUUGUUCAACAAAUGUAUGCAACACGUACACGAUAUAAUGAAAUGAUGAAAGGGGUUAAAGAUUUCUUAAAAAUUCAUGAAGUUCCUAGAGAGUUAGGAGAACGUGUUAUUGAUUAUAUUACAUCAUCUUGGUCAGUAACCAAAGGAAUUGAUACAGUGAAAGUACUAAACUAUUGUCCAAAAGAUAUGCAAGCAGAUAUUUCUGUUCAUUUAAAUCGUUGUGUAUUUAAUAGUCAUGCUGCAUUUCGAUUAGCAAGUGAUGGUUGUCGACGUUCAUUAGCUGUUAACUUCCAAACAUUGCAUACAGCACCAGGUGAUUUAAUCUGUCAUCAAGGUGAAAGCGUUGAUCAAUUAUGUUUUAUAGCAAGUGGUACUUUAGAAGUAUUGCAAGACGAUGAAGUGAUAGCGAUACUCGGAAAAGGUGAUGUUUUUGGUGACCCAUUAUGGAAGAAUACAGUAUCAGUACCAGCAGCAGCUAGUGUUCGAGCACUGACUUAUUGUACCUUGCAUACAAUACGAUUGGAUCGUCUGAGAGUUGUUUUAAACUUCUAUCAUGCAUUUGCAAAUAGUUUUACAAGAAAUUUAGAGUUAACUUACAAUCUGUGCAAUAGAGUAAUAUUUCGAAAGUUGUCUGAUGUAAGACGUGAAAUGGAACUUUCAAUGAGAAGAAAUAAAGAGCCACCAUUGAGUUCAUUGCCAGCGAAUCAUCCAGUACGAAAAUUAAUCUCUAGAUUUCGUCGAUCAAGUCAAGUUGGAGAUUUAUCUUCUAGGCAGUAUUUAGGUACAAUAGUUUCAUAUAACACAUCACUAGAUGGUUCAGAAUUUGAAAAUUCAAGUAUUUCUGAUGUAGUGGUCAACAGCACUGCUGAAAAACCAGGCUCAGUUUGUAAAUCUCCACUCCCAAUCAACGAUACUCACAUAUAUCCAAGUAAUGAUCCUAAAAUUACAACUCCGAUAUCGAGUCCUGUUAAAAUAACUCCUAAAAAUUCGGUUGAUUCACAACCACAAUCAGAACCUCCUGUUGUUGUUACAGCCAAUUCACUGAAGGGUCAAAAUCCUGCUAGAAAAUGGGCCCGUCUUAUUUCUAAAGCGACACAACCACCAUUACAUAAUUUAAAUGAAGAACCAAAUGAAGAUUCAAACCGUUUACCGCCAACACAAGUAAAAAAUUUGUCAAAAAUUCAGCUACCUACAAAAUCUUCGGAUGAUCAAAACAUUACAUCUACACCAGUUACGACAGUUGUACCACUAACUACAGAUCAAAAUCCCAUAAUUGUUACGACACAAACACUAAUAUCAUAUACAACAUCAAUAAAUACAAUAACAACAAUGUCUGCAAUUAAUUCUACUAAUCUAACACCAAGUAUAUCAUGUCACGAUUUGCAUAGAAUUGAAUUAAACAUUGAGAAGUGUUUCGAUAAUUUCCAUAUAAAACUUAGUCAACAAAUCAAUGAAAUUGUUAAACGAUUAGAUAAUUUAGAAGGACAAAUUGUUGAAUUACGAAAUACUUUCCCUAAUCCUAUUAAUGCAAGUAUAACUGAGCCAAAAAUUGAUCAUAUACAAUCGAAUACUCUCAUAUCAGCUACUACUACUACUACUAAUAAUAAUAAUAAUAAUAAUAUCAAUAACAAUGAUAGUACUGCAAAUAAUCAUUUCCCAAAGAUUUGUAUCAGAUAAAAACCAUGUCCAGUUAAAUAAUAUUAUCAUUCUAUUAAACGAUUGAACUUUUAGACAUCACUAUUCAUAAUUCAUAAUCGUUUAGUUGUCUUAAACCAAGUGAAAUCUCAUGUUGUUUGUUUAUUAUCAUUAUUAUUAUUAUUAUCGUUAAACAAAGAAAUUUCAGAAUGUAUAAUUCAAUCAGUAUUAUGUGUAUACAGAAAUGAAAAGAAGUAAGUUAAUAUUUGUAAUAUUUUUAUUACAAAAAAAAAAACAACAAAAUUAAUGAAACAAAAGAUGUGAUUACGAAAUGAAAAAUUGUUUUUUUAAAAACAUCCAAUCAUAUUUAUGUAACAGUUUAUGUAUUGCAUAAUUAAAAGAAAAAAAAAGAAAAAAGAAAAGAAGCACUUUACAAAUAUUUUAUUUACAAAAAAGGAUUUCUUUUUUUUUCUUCUUCUUCUUUUGAUAUACAGUAUUUAAUCUUAACAAAAUAUAUUCAAUAGAAAUCACAGUAAAAACAAACUGAAAUAUUUUAAGAAAGUAUGAAUGAACUGAGUUUUUUUUUCUUUUUCGUUUUUUUUUUUGUGAAGAUUUUCCAUGGUAAAUUUUAAAAGAAUCAUUUAAAUCUCAUGUAAUUAUUACUGUUAUCAUUGUAUAAUAGAGUUAUGAAAUAACCAUGUGUGCAUAAAUUAUUUUUGUUAUAAAUUGUGACCUGUGUGCCCUGUUUAUUAAAUAACAUAACGAUACCGCCAAUUAGAAAGCAGUGAAUUAUCGAUCGGACCUAUGACGCAUAAUACACAUACGAGCAGUCCAAAGUCCUGAUCGGUCCUGCUUUCCGUCUAGUCUAGUCAGUUAAGUCCACAACACCAACCUCACCCUAUGCAAGAUGAAUCAUUUAUUUCAAACAUACUGGGUUUAUAUACCAACCAGACAGACCACACCGUAUCAUAAAUUACGAAACAACAUUUGUACAAGAAAUAGCCAAAUGUAGCUGUGAAUGAGUGAGGUAGUAAUUGAUAGACAGGGCAUAAUUCAAGAAUGGUAAAUCGUAUAAUAAUAGUUCAUAGGUCAAAAUGAAUCUCAUAAUAAGAGGUAUAUGAAUAUGAAUAGUUUAGUUAUUUAACAAUUAUUUGGUAAAAAACACAUGCAUAGUAUCUGUCCAUAAAUGGAUCCCAAAAGUUACCAUUCAUUAUGCUUUUCGGGACAUAACAAUUUUCAUGGUGAUUAAAAUUAAUGAUUCAAAUGAUUAAAAAGUUAGAGGAAAUCUUCUUAAUAAAUGUUUAGUGUCCCAAAAUUUGACUCCAUUAUAUCGUAUGAAUGAUUGUUAUUGAAGUUCACAUGUCACCAAAUGUCGUAUAUACUAAUCGCUUGCUGAUUGCUAUCAAAAUGUACGUGCUGCUAAUCCUCAUAUAUAAUUAUCGACUUAAAUCGCGUUAGUGAGUAACGGAAUUAAAUAAGUCAAAUUUGAGAAUGGAUCUCGAAUACGUAUAUUAUGUAUACUCACUGAUCUGGACAGAAAAUCAGAAGUAUGAAGCGAAUAAUAGAGAGCGAAGCAAAAUGACACACAGUGGAGAAGACUUGUGAGCUAACUUUAUUUAAUCAAGCGUUAACCAAUAUUUAUAGUCACACAAAAAUAUGCUACAGACAUGUGGUGAGCAGGAUAAGUAGUGUAUAUAAAAACAGUCAAAUGAAUGAUUAACAAGGUCAAAAUGUAACUCAAUUAGAAUGAAUAGAUUGACCUGUCCAAAAGCUUAACAUAAUAAUCGACAUUACAAAUGGUACUAUUGAAGAAUUUAAAUGAUUAGAUGGUGAAUCUUUCAGAAGGGGUUUUGUGGAGAUUUUAGUAAUUUCAUUAGUUGAAAUCAUGAGUCAAUACUGAUACUGAUACUAAUCAACAUAUGCUCACUAGUGAAUGGCUUCAAGAGACACUCCUGGAGUUCUAGUGAGAAACAGUGACCAGUGGAGUUCAACCGGGUCAGUUGUGAGAUAGUAACUCACUGAUGACAAUGGUGGAUGUGUCGCCCAAUUUCGUGGAUUAGUUGAAGUUAGACAUUAACACCGUUGGAUGCCGGCCGGCUCAAUGGUCUAGUGGUUAAGCGUCUGGCGCGAGACUGAUAAGUCCUGGGUUCCGAUCACACAAGGCGGGAUCGUGGAUGAGAACUGCUGAGGAGUCCCACAAUAGGACGAAACGGCCGUCCAGUGCUUCCAGGUCUAUCAUGGUAGUCUAAUUUCAAUUGACUCAUGAUCUCAACUAUUGAAAUGAAUUUUUCAUUUCAUUUCUUUUGAAAUUUCACAGUUGAGAUAAACAUGAAUGAGUGGAACUUUUUUAAAUUAAAGUAUAUAUUCAAUGAACCUAGAUCGAAAAAUGUAUAAGGGUUGUGUAAUAACAGUGAAAACUGUAGUUUAGAUAUACUGAGGGUAAUUGAGUGCAUAUGUUCUGUCAUUUUUCAUAAAAAUGUAGUAACAUGUAUUGUAUAGCUAGAAUAUUUAUCAAGUUGAAAUUGUAAUAAUAAGACAGAAUAUGUUGAUAGUUAAAAUCGUGAUUGGAAAAUAAUUUUCUAGAAACUUUCGUAGAGAUAAUGUAAACUAUUUCUCGGACACACAAAUUAAAAUUAAAAAUAUAUCGUGAAUGACUGUAAUUUACACUGGUUCUCAGGAGAACCAGAAGUCAUACAUACAACUCACAACCUCAACAAUAUAGCUUAAUUCUGCGGUACAACCACAUGGAUACCGAAAAUACUGUGAAAGCAGUCCCUUCUAUGUUGGAAAAUCAGAAUAUAUAUGGAAUCUCAUACAACCUUAUACUUCAGCUGACAGAAACUUAAAAUUCGGGGUGUUAAUAGAUCUUUGUGGACGUUUUAUAUUUCUGUUGUCCCUCUGACUUGAAUUUUCAGCAAUAAAAUGCGAGUGGUUAUUAAUUUUUUCUUAAAAAGUUAGUAUGACAUCGUUUUGUACAUUAUUACGUCUUUUCAAUGAUAUCACGCUAAUUCUCUUCGCCUUAAACUGAGAAGUGUCUGAUACAUACAUGAGUAAUAUAACUUAUUUAUUUAUAUCUGCUAAUUAGCUAAUUAAUAUAUUUCUUUCAAAAUCAAUACAUGAUAGCUUUCUACUUAUCUGAUAAUUUAUAAAAAUCAUUAUAGUUAAUGUCAGUUCCUGAUGAGAACCUUAAUUUUAAUUUCUUAACCUAACGUCCAACUGUAAAUACAAGUCUUAGGUUUUCACUCCAAUUUUUAACCCUAGUAAGUAAAUGGACAUUUACAAGGUUACUUAACCAUCACUUAAAGGUUGUCCAUAAGUUAUAGUCUCACCUAAAAGUUUUGUUUAUUGGUUAAGAUAAAAUCCAUAGUGAUCAACAAACACAGUUAUACUAGUUCAACCUGAUAUAAUCGACUACUUAAAAUUUGUUAUUUAAAGUUCAUGUCAAAUCACAUAUUGACUGUCUAGUGUACAUUUUGAAAGUUGAGAAAUUAAUAAACUCCCAUGGGUUAUGAAACGAGUGCAAAGCAAAAAAAUCCACAGAACAGUUGUUUAUCAUGGUGUAGAACAUUACAAGAGUGAGAAGAUACUCCUGUACGUAGAAUUUAAGCACAUAUCAACAGGACAUGCUUUGGGCACGACAACUUUAUAAGAGGGACCCGUGAUCCAAAUCAGAAGUCAAAAUAGAUUAUUCAGAAUGGUUGUAGAUACUGGAUUGAGUUAACUUAAAAUACUGAACACUGGGUUACAGCUCAGUCUUUAACUCAAAACCUGAAGGUUAUAUAUUCUAACCUAUAAGACGUCAUAGAUGAAUACGUUCGAAAACACCUAGGCUGAAAAAACUAUCUGACAUUUUCUGACUUUCAUCGAUGGACUAUCUGUAUUCAGCCCCAAGUGUAAAUUAUAUAAAUGUUUUUGAAACAGCCCUUAAUACUACAAAUUUAUUCCAUGUAUUUUGUUUCCAUAUUUUAUCCUAAAUUAAAAUAGAUUGUUUUCAAAAGUAAACAAAUAAGUUGGUUGUCACUGAUCACCAAAUGUUGAUUACGGUUGGCUUUAUCAUCAAUACGUAACUUAUUCUGCCUUCUGAGACUCAGUGACCAUAAGUAACUUAUGAAGAAGAAAUACAUAUUAAGUCAAUGAGUAGCUUAUUUCUUUGCUUCC
This is a messenger RNA of Schistosoma spindalis, 8098 nucleotides long. The record is from the annotation of a GenBank genome assembly. Lineage: Eukaryota; Metazoa; Platyhelminthes; Trematoda; Strigeidida; Schistosomatidae.